ACCUGGGCCCCGCCGAACCCCGGCCGCGCGCGUGCUCGCCGCCCGAUUGGCCGGCGGAGCGUGGCCGGUAUAAAGCGGGGAGGGAGCGCGUCGCGUGAGCCACACGCGCGCACAGCCUCUGUGUUCCACCGGCAAGUCAACUCAGGCAGCAAGCGCCGUCGCGGACCGACCGGACGGGAUGCAGUCGAUGCAGCACAAGGCGUCGGAGUGGAGCGGCGUGGCGGCCGCCGACGCCUUUGCCAUCGACGACGGCAACAUCUUCGAGGCCCUCGGCGGCACCCCGCAGCCCUUCGUCGACCUCUCCACCAACUUCUACACCAGGGUGUACGAGGAUGAGGAGGAGUGGUUCCGGGAGAUAUUCGCGGGCUCGAAGAAGGAGGACGCCAUCCAGAACCAGUACGAGUUCCUGAUCCAGCGCAUGGGCGGCCCGCCGCUCUUUUCUCAAAGGAGAGGACAUCCUGCCCUUAUAGGACGACAUCGACCAUUCCUGGUAACGCACCGAGCUGCAGAGCGUUGGCUGCACCACAUGCAGCAAGCUUUGGAUACAACUGAAAGCAUAGAUGCAGACUCGAAAACCAAAAUGAUGAACUUUUUCAGGCACACUGCUUACUUCCUCGUUGCUGGCAACGAGAUGACAAGGCAACAGAGCCAAGGAGUAGCCUGCAAACAUGCAACAAGCAAACCAGCUGAGUAACGAUUCGAGCCUUGGAGCUAGUGACCUUCUGAAUAAGGAAUGAGGCAAGCCUCUGCCCAACGCCCGCAUCCCAUGUACAGUGGAGGUCAGAUCACCUCCACAUUGAAAGAAAUAGCUCCACUGACUCUUUGUAGGCUUUAACAGCCACUCUUGAGCAGAAAGCGUUUCCAAAAUUGAUAAUCUUAGCUUGUUCCAAAAUAUGUUUA
This is a messenger RNA of Panicum hallii, 900 nucleotides long. RefSeq names its product two-on-two hemoglobin-3. Gene Ontology annotation, biological process: oxygen transport. The transcript is spliced from 4 exons. The record is from RefSeq and is a predicted model, not a curated record. Bases 179 to 694 code for a protein of 171 amino acids. NCBI's taxonomy places the organism in Eukaryota, Viridiplantae, Streptophyta, Magnoliopsida, Poales, Poaceae. Gene Ontology annotation, molecular function: heme binding; oxygen carrier activity; oxygen binding.